Messenger RNA from Coccidioides immitis RS, 1426 nucleotides. Its product is annotated as calcium transporter. The record is from RefSeq and is a predicted model, not a curated record. The coding region runs from base 312 to 1223 and encodes 303 amino acids. Gene Ontology annotation, biological process: intracellular manganese ion homeostasis. The transcript is spliced from 3 exons. Lineage: Eukaryota; Fungi; Ascomycota; Eurotiomycetes; Onygenales; Onygenaceae. Gene Ontology annotation, cellular component: fungal-type vacuole membrane. Gene Ontology annotation, molecular function: iron ion transmembrane transporter activity; manganese ion transmembrane transporter activity.
CCAAUGCUGAUCUUGCUACUCGCUCAGGGCUUUGAAGGACUGUAAAAUUUAAGGGGAAAGGGAUCUCCAGCAUCUCAAUAUGAUGUUCCUUUCUUUCAUUAACAACCACAUGCAUUCAUGGACGGGGUGCUCCCAUAUAGAUCUCGACAAGUGAAUCCGUGGCUAGAGGAACCUCAACUCGUGCUGUGUCUAACGCACACAUUCUCGGCGGAUCCUACCGGAAGAGCCUCUAAGAACACUUCUUUUCCUUUCACGUUUGCUUCCUUCCACCAUCCGGCACAACCCACAGUCUCCUACAAAAAGCAGCAGAAAUGGCAUGCUUCUUGGUACUGAAGAGACUACUACUUGGGCCUUCCCCGCCAUCUACCCAGGACCGCCUCCGGAAGAGGCUUGAGCAACGCCAGCUGCUGUCGGACGAAGGCGAGAGCAGUCUGCAAAACGGCCAGAGCCGCAGACUCCUCGAUUUGGAGGCGCAGACUUACGACACCUUUGAUGACAACGCCAGCAACGCCUCGACUCGCUCUCGCAUCAACCCAAGGAUCAUCUCCGAUGCCAUCUUGGGUCUUUCUGACGGCUUGACCGUUCCGUUUGCUCUCAGUGCAGGUCUUUCGGCUCUGGGCAAUACCAAAGUCGUCGUGCUCGGUGGUCUUGCAGAGCUUGCAGCAGGAGCUAUUUCGAUGGGCCUUGGAGGAUAUGUAGGAGCCAAGAGCGAGAUGGAAUCUUACCAGGCUACCAGACGCGAGACUGAAGAGUUAAUCGAUGCCGCGCCAGAGGAGACUGCCACGCGCGUUCGCCAGGUCUUCGCUGAAUUUGGAGUCCCGGACAGCGUCGUGGAGGAUAUCAGCAACAAACUGCACGAUUCACCCAACCUACUCAUGGGCUUUCUCCUGAAAUUCCACCACGGCGAAGCAGAGCCAAACUGUAACCAGGCCUGGAUCUCCGCGAUCACUCUUGCCUUGGGUUACUUUGUUGGCGGUUUCAUCCCCUUGAUCCCAUACUUUUACAUUGACAAGGUCUUGGUGGCUCUUUACUGGAGUAUUGGCGUCAUGGGCGUCACGCUCCUCGUCUUUGGAUACAUCAAAACCUGCAUCGUUCGCGGCUGGUAUGGUAGGGACAACAUUAUCGCCGGCAUCAAGGGCGGACUUCAGAUGAUCUUGGUUGGAGGUUUGGCUGCCGGGGCCGCGAUUGCGUUAGUGCGUGCUAUUGAUCAAGGGGCCGGGUAACCAGCGGUUGGGGGCGUUAGCUUACUGCUUUCGAUUUCAGCGAGUACUCUCUGCGAUUGAUUGGUUCUUGUCCUUGGGGUUCGGCGCUAUAAUAAGGGGAAAAGACACCAGGAGUAAACCGGUGCUUACAGACUUUGCAGGAUAGUUUAGACUAUACCCAAUAAGCAAAAUUCGAAUGAAGUCUCCCAAUGCUUAUAUCUCUA